Strongylocentrotus purpuratus (purple sea urchin) is the source of this 2693-nucleotide messenger RNA. RefSeq names its product sodium-dependent dopamine transporter-like. Lineage: Eukaryota; Metazoa; Echinodermata; Echinoidea; Camarodonta; Strongylocentrotidae. Gene Ontology annotation, molecular function: norepinephrine:sodium symporter activity; dopamine:sodium symporter activity. Gene Ontology annotation, cellular component: presynaptic membrane; neuron projection; neuronal cell body membrane. Gene Ontology annotation, biological process: sodium ion transmembrane transport; dopamine uptake involved in synaptic transmission. The record is from RefSeq and is a predicted model, not a curated record.
CCUCCCUGACUUACACUGCAUGAGCUAGAUAUUUAUACAUAUGAAAGACCAUAACAUCACGUCUGCUCAAACCCGUCAGGAAUUAUAUCAAAGAUGACAUCGAAAUCUUGGACGUCACAAUUCACUUAGCGUUGAUUUUUACUCUGUUACUUUGGAAAAAAACAAGAAGUUGGUGUUCUUCUCAGACGAAAUGGUGAUCUAGCUUCAAGAAUUUUAUUUUAUACUGUGAGCUGGAUUGUAUAUGUCUUGAUCUGGGAUUGACUUAUGGGACAUAUCCACGCUUUAGGAUUCUACGUGUCUGGAGACGGAUAUGCGCGUGAUGAUCUUAUGAGACUUGUCAUGUUCAACAUUUUUUAACAGAUCAUUGUGUUUAUUUAGCCUCUUGAAAGAUUAUCAAAAGAGAAGAAUGAAGGAAUAGCCCUAAGAGAUUCAGUUAUUUUGGAAUCUUUACAUCUGGAUAAAACGGUAUAUGUAAGUGAUCGUGUGAGGUGAUUCGUACCAAUAUGGAUAACGCUGUUGCACCCGGAGGUCCUAAGCAGGACAAAGUGUACGCCUUUAACUUGAAUCCAGUGGGGGCGACCCAAGGAAAGCUUAUGGAGGUAACCAUGGAUUCAGGGAAUGAAAUAGCUGGACGUGGAGAUGGUACUGGUCGUGAGACAUGGUCCAAGAAGAUUGACUUCUUACUCUCUGUCAUUGGAUUUUGUGUUGAUCUCGCAAACGUGUGGAGAUUCCCCUACAUGUGCUAUAAAAAUGGCGGCGGUGCUUUCCUGAUACCUUACCUCUUCAUGUUGAUCUUCAUGGGGAUUCCACUCUUCUACAUGGAGUUAGCCCUUGGCCAGUACAAUCAAACUGGUCCUAUCACCGUAUGGGACAAGGUUAGCCCGCUUUUCAAAGGUGUGGGAUUUGCGAUGAUCUGUAUCGCUUUCUUUGUCGACUUCUACUACAACGUGAUCAUCUCGUAUUCCAUCUACUACCUGAUCGCAUCCUUCCAGAAGGUCUUGCCAUGGAGUGUAUGUACUAACUCAUGGAACACUAAUAGUUGCUUUGAGCCACGGCACGGACCGGCUUACAAUGUCUCUAUCAUGGUCGUCAAUGAAUACGGAAACAACGUCACUGACAUCGUCAACCAAAAUGUUUCUGCUGCAACAGAAUAUUACGAACGAGCUGUGUUACAAGUUCAUAUGAGCGCUGGAAUUGACGAUCUGGGAAAGGUGGUAUGGCAACUAGCUCUUUGUCUUUUUGCAGUCUACAUCAUCUGCUACUUCAGUCUUUGGAAGGGCAUCAAGGGAUCAGGAAAGGUUGUGUGGAUCACAGCUACUCUCCCAUACGUGGUAUUGUUCUGUCUGCUCAUCCGUGGUGUUACUCUACCUGGUGCUGGUGAUGGGAUCAAGUAUUAUCUCAUCCCGAAAUGGGACCGUCUUCUAACGGCUUCAGUAUGGGUUGAUGCUGCGACACAGAUCUGUUUCUCUCUUGGUCCUGGCUUUGGUGUUCUUCUAGCUCUUUCAAGUUACAACAGAUUCAACAAUAACAUCUACAAAGAUGCAUUGCUGACGAGUACUAUCAAUUGCUGUACAAGUUUCCUGGCUGGGUUUGUGGUGUUUGCUGUUUUGGGAUACAUGGCAAAGCGUAACAACCAGUCCAUCGAUGAAGUAGCCACAGAAGGACCUGGGCUUGUAUUUGUGACGUAUCCUGAAGCAUUGGCUACUAUGCCUGGUGCGAACGUGUGGUCUGUUCUCUUCUUCCUCAUGCUUCUUACACUUGGUCUCGACAGCUCGUUUGGAGGAUCAGAAGCAAUCUUAACAGGUCUUGGUGAUCAGUUUCCUAAGGUGGUAAAGAAACAUCGUGAGAUCUUCAUCGCUUUCCUCUUCGCAAUCUACUUUAUUGGUUUAGCAUUUACAUCCCAGGGUGGCACGUAUCUGGUGAAUCUAUUCGACAACUGUGCAGCUUACUACGCCAUAUUGUUCGUGGUUUUGUUUGAGACACUGGCGGUGGCAUGGUUGUAUGGUUUCACAACACCAACAGAGAAGAUUUCUCGAGACAUAGAAGAGAUGUGCGGAUACAAGCCAGGAUUUUAUUGGCGGUUCUGUUGGAUGUUCCUUAGCCCUGUUAUGAUCAUAUUCAUCAUAGGCUUUGGUCUGGCAAACUACAAACCCUUUACUCUGGAUGACUAUGAUUACCCCGAAUGGGCAGUAGCAGUUGGUUGGUUGAUAUCGUGUACAUCCAUCUCAAUGAUACCUAUCGUAGCUGCCUACCAAAUAAUCACAACACCUGGAUCAAUUAGUGAGCGUAUCAUGAAGAACCUGUAUGUGAAACAGCCACGCCCUUUUGGCUAUGAAAGCAACAUGUACACAGCAGAACAGGAAAGCAGAAUGAAUGGCAUGGUACUAGAGGCAACAUGUAAGCCAGUAACUCUGGUCUGAGGGACUUAUAAGGUUAAAGGUCCGUUUUGUAUAUAAUACUUUAAGGAGUAUAAGUGGGAGUAACUUGUGGUUCGGUGAUGUUGUUCAAUAACCAACAGAGUAUUCCUAUGGCUUUCUCUCUAAAUUAAAAGUGACACACAUGUUUGAAGGAUGUACAUUAACAAAGGUAAGUCAGGUACAUGAAUAGGUAGUUCUCUUGCUUUCUUUUUCAACUGGAAGUGAGGAUCCCCAAUGUGCUAUAGCAAAGUAAUGUAUUUCAGGAAUGUGAUACAC